CAGGACAAGACCUCAAGCGCCACACAAAGGAUUGUAAAACACUUUUGAAAUAAACAGUAACAGAUUGGUGCCAUGUCUCCUGUGGUGAAAAUGACAUGGAUAGCUGUGCUUUGUGUGGGGAUGGUAGUCAAGCUGGGUGUCUCUCUGGAAGAGGGCACAGAGCCGACUGAGCAGGACAGCAGUGAACCCUGCGCCCGCUGGAUGAGGGGUGUUGGUGGCACACCUGGGUUUGAUGGCAUCCCUGGGCGAGACGGACGUGAUGGUCGUGAGGGGGAGAAGGGAGAAGUAGCUGCUCCAGCCUCCGAGGGGCCUAAAGGAGAGGCUGGUGAGCCAGGGGAUGAGGGGUCGAGAGGGAAAAUAGGAUUUCCUGGAAACCCGGGUCUGAAAGGAGAGAAUGGAGAGAGUUCUUUUCCCUACCACUCAGCUUUUAGUAUGGGAGUCACCGGUAAAGUCAGCACCGACAGUGGAGCGGCCAUCCGCUUCACUAAGACCUUCUACAACGAGCAACAUCACUAUGAUGAGAUCUCUGGAAAGUUUCGCUGCGCCGUCCCUGGGAUCUACUACUUCACUUAUCAUCUCACCAUCCGCGGGGAAGAGACCAAAGUAGCCUUGUUUCAAAACGGCAAGACUGUGGCUUUUACUCUUGACCAGUUUCACAGCGGAAAUGUGGAUCAGGCCUCAGGAGGGGCCAUUUUAAAUCUGGCAGCUGGAGAUGAGGUUUGGCUACAGCUGUAUGGUGAAGAUGCAUUUGAUGCAGGAAUUUACGCUGAUAACAACAAUGAUUCAACCUUCACUGGCUUCCUAUUGACUCCUAAAAUUCUAAGCAACCCAUUUGACAACCGCAGGCGCUAAAAUCCACCUCUUUCAGUCUGAGGCUAGUUAUCACAUGGCGAAGAUAUCACAAACUAUAUUUAAGUGACUUUGAAGUUUUAGGUCAAUUGUAUGAAUUCUUAGAAAUGCUUGUUUUGUGUUGCAGUUGUUUUGUUGUGUAUUCUAUAGCCAUAAGGAACAAAUAAAGAGCUCACUCGUAUUUGACCUGUAAUCAUCAUGUCUGCUUGUAUGGUGUGGA
Messenger RNA from Triplophysa dalaica, 1069 nucleotides. RefSeq names its product adiponectin, C1Q and collagen domain containing, a (gene adipoqa). The transcript is spliced from 3 exons. NCBI's taxonomy places the organism in Eukaryota, Metazoa, Chordata, Actinopteri, Cypriniformes, Nemacheilidae. Bases 73 to 852 code for a protein of 259 amino acids. Gene Ontology annotation, molecular function: protein binding. The record is from RefSeq and is a predicted model, not a curated record.